AUGCUUCCCUACCUUUUCUUAGCUGCUACGCAGCUCUUCACUGCCACAUCGGCAGCUCUGACCUACCGGGGCGCCGAUAUCUCCUCCCUGAUCGUCGAGGAAAAUAAAGGCAUCUCCUACAAGAACACUGCCGGCUCAACGGCAAAGCUCGAGUCGAUCAUCGCGGAUGCAGGUAUCAACUCCGUUCGUCAGCGCAUCUGGGUCAACCCCAGCAACGGCGACUAUGAUCUGGACUACAACAUCAAGCUCGCAAAGCGGGUGCAAGCAGCUGGAAUGACUACCUAUCUGGACUUGCACUUAAGUGACACAUGGGCAGACCCAAGUUCUCAGACCACCCCAUCCGGAUGGUCCACAACCGACAUCGAUACCCUGACAUGGCAGGUGUACAACUACACACUGGAGGUGUGUAACGAAUUCGCAUCGAACGGUCUGACGGUUGAAAUGAUCUCGAUCGGUAACGAGAUCCGUAACGGUCUCCUCUGGCCCCUCGGGAAGACAAGCAGCUACUCCAACAUUGCUAGCAUUCUGCACUCCGGUGCAUGGGGCGUGAAGGACUCCGACCUCGCGACGACACCGAAGAUUAUGAUUCAUCUCGACAAUGGCUGGAGUAGCAGUGACCAAACCUAUUUCUACGACAAGGUGCUCGCGUCCGGCUCGGCGCUUGUCUCCACCGACUUCGACUUCAUUGGUGUCUCUUAUUAUCCCUUCUACAGUGCCAGUGCGACCCUGUCGGCUCUCAAGUCUAGUCUUUCCUCUUUGUACUCGAAAUACGGCAAGAAGACCCUGGUCGUGGAGACAAACUGGCCGUUUUCAUGUCCCAGCCCGGAAUACUCUUUCCCAUCGGACUUGACUGAUAUUCCCUUCUCCGUGGCUGGCCAGCAGACUUUCUUGGAGCGGCUGUCGACUGCCGUUGCGGGGGCUAAUGGCAUUGGUAUCUAUUACUGGGAGCCUGCGUGGGUUGACAAUGCGGGGCUCGGAAGCAGCUGUGACGACAAUCUGCUGUUUGCGUGGUCGAACGAUCAGGCACGGUCUAGUCUAAACGCGCUGGGCAGUGUUUGA
This is a messenger RNA of Penicillium olsonii, 1059 nucleotides long. NCBI's taxonomy places the organism in Eukaryota, Fungi, Ascomycota, Eurotiomycetes, Eurotiales, Aspergillaceae. The record is from the annotation of a GenBank genome assembly.